Messenger RNA from Paramecium octaurelia, 237 nucleotides. NCBI's taxonomy places the organism in Eukaryota, Ciliophora, Oligohymenophorea, Peniculida, Parameciidae. The record is from the annotation of a GenBank genome assembly.
AUGAAUAAUAUUAAGGAUUACUUUUCAACUCCCCUAAGCCAAAUGAGCAAAAAUCACUUAAUUUCGGAGAUAGAUGAUGAAAACUUAGAAAAUAAUUAAUAUAUCUCUGCCCAUGCCUUCACAAUAAUUUAAUCAUGUCUUAGUAAAACCAUUAUUGAGGACUAUCCAAUGAAUAAGUUAAAACGAAGUUAAGAAAACUAAUAAAGUAACUGGAAAGAUUCUUUUAAAUGGCUGUGA